CGUAUCUUCAACAUAAUUCAUCAUCUCCCGUAGUUGUGAAUUAAAUCGUCAUUCUUAUGAACGGCUGUCAUUGUUUGCAGUCCGUCCACUGGCGGGCGGAGGGUCGGAGGGCAAGCCGUCCGAGGAAGAAGAGGACCGCAGUGGGUCCCCACUGGGUCCCGGGGGACCGUACGCGUGCAGCCAGUGCCGGGGCGCGUACCCCACGCGUGAACAACUCGAGCGGCACGAGACCCUGCACUCCCCCAGCACACAGGUGGAUACACUCAGAUAUUCAUGCAAGAUAUGCCACAAAAGCUUCGCGAACGUCUACCGACUGCAGCGCCAUAUGAUCAGCCACGACGAAAGCGCGUUGUUACGCAAGUUCAAAUGUAAUGAUUGCGACAAAGCGUUCAAGUUCAAACACCAUCUCAAAGAGCACUUGCGUAUUCACAGCGGGGAGAAGCCUUUCGAGUGUGCUAACUGCGGCAAGAAGUUCUCCCACUCCGGCUCUUACUCUAGUCACAUGACUUCCAAGAAAUGUCUCGUCAUGAACCUCAAGAUGGGAAGAAUCAAACCCAAUAAUCCCGCUCUAAACCCUGAAAGAAGUCCAUCGAGAAAACGGGCCAACGCCAUAGUGACAUCUCAACUUAACAACAAUAUUGCCCCAAAUGGAAGCUCGUUUCUACCGAUUUUACCCAAAUACAACGAAGCUGCUGCCGCCGCUUUCUUUGCUAGUAUGUCUUCCCAAGAAAACAAUUUCCAUCGGCCGCCAUUGGCGCAACCCGGAAUUAAUCCCUUUUAUAUGCCACCAGGCAUGCCUAUGAGCCCAGCGAGUGGUAUUGCUCCGUAUAGUUUUCCGACUUCGCUUAGCCAAUUAUUCGAACAACUAGCUUCAUCACAAUAUCAACAAAGAAAAAUAGAAACCCCCGUUAGCCCAAAAUUAACAAGUCCUCCUCCAGCUGACCCUGAAGAUCUCAUAGAGGAAGUCACUGAAGAAGACGAUAAACGAUCAGAAGGGAGUGCCGAACUCGUAAUGGAUAUCGAGGAAGACGAAGCGGCAUCUAUCAAAAAGGAACAAGAAGACCACGAACAUGGUCCAAAGUCACCUCUUAAUUUCGAAUCCGUCCCUUUAAACAACAAUGACCAAAUGCAUAAUAAUCAUUCUGGUUUCAACACGAUAUUAGAAUCCGUAAACACAUCAGUCACGAAGCAUUUUUUCAGAGCAAAUAUGGAAAAAUUGUCACCUAUUUCGGGUAAUGUCUGUCCUAGUAUAGAAUCACCACCUCACAUUAUCGUAAAAGAAGAACCUGAAGAUGCCCAUAGGUGUCAAAAAUGUAAUGUUACCUUUAAUAGUAGCGCAGAUUUAUUAAAACAUGAAAAAGUAGUCUGUGGAAGUCUAUUUAGGAAACACGAAGGAUUGGCAGCUCAAGUAGCUGAAACAGUAGCACUUAAUAGAUUGGAAGCCGAAAUGCGCGCUUCUAUACAGAGCGGAGUGAGCGCGAGUGAAGAUGAAGACUUUUCGAGAGAAGAGCGUGAUGAUAAAUUGUCUUUACAUGAUAACGAUAGAAAAAUAAGAGUUCGGACGGCAUUAAGUGAAGAACAGCAAGCAAUACUAAAAGAGCAUUAUUCGAUUAAUCCGAGACCAAAUCGAGAAGAAUUCAAGAGGAUCGCUCAAAAAAUCGGACUUGAUAAUAGAGUUGUACAGGUUUGGUUCCAAAACAACAGAGCACGUGUACGGAGGAUGACGCAAACGUUGUCGGUAUCUGAUCAGCCACUCGAUUUGUCAACCAAAAAAUCAGCUCAAUCACCGACACCUAGCCCGACACCUUCUCCGUCGUGCAGUAUUUCUGUGACACAUUCCGAUUCAGAAGAGGCAGUGAACCUAAGCCAAAAGUCUUCGCGCAGUACAACACCGCACCGCCCCACCUACAAUAACACGUAUCCACAUUCCAAUUGCUCUUCGUCUUCAUUCACAGACUUUCGGCUAUCUCCUUCGCCAAGCGAAACAAUAAAUGGGCAGAAACGAUUGUUACCGCAGAAAAUGCUCAUGAACCAUCUGAUGCCGAUGGACAGAUUAAUACAACAAAACGACGUCGUUCAUGCACGGUCUCCCGUUCUUAAGAUGGAAAUGACCACGGAGAGUCGGCAGGCAUCGAGCCCGUCGUACGAGCGACUCUCGUGGAGGGAAUCACAAAACGAAUUCGACGAAGACGCUCCUGUACUUAAAAAGAACAAAUUGAAGCAAGAAUUCAAAGAAGGCGAGGACCACUUCGUCUGCAAUCUUUGCGAUAAGACUUUUGUCAAGCAAAGUUCCUUAGCUAGACACAAAUAUGAACAUUCAGGUCAGCGUCCGUACAAGUGCGAGGUGUGCCCUAAGGCGUUCAAGCACAAGCACCACCUGACGGAGCACCAGCGGCUUCACACGGGUGAGAAGCCCUUCCAGUGCUUCAAGUGCCUCAAGAAGUUCUCACACUCCGGCUCCUACAGUCAGCACAUGAACCACAGAUUCGCCAUUUGCAAGCCCUACAGAAAUUAAAUAUUUCGACAUAGCCGCAGAUUAGUUAAUAAUUACCACAUUAGCUUCAUAGCAAACUGUAGAAGAACAAAACACUAUUGGAAAACAACAUUAAUUCUACUCUUCUAUGAUUUUGACGAAAAAAUGUCAUCCAUUCUGAGGUUCUUAGUUUAGUUCGUACAUAGUUCUAUGUAAGACAUCUCAAAGAUUUUGUUUAUUCAAAUUGAAUACGUUUUAGAGGACGAGUUCUCGACACUCGGCAGGUAUAUCUAAUUUUACAUCGAGCGAAUAAAACAGAUCGUUGCAUUGUAUUGAAUAGUUUUAACUCCUCAACAAUUGACCGAGUGAGACCGUGCCAAAUACUUUGAACCGAUGAAAUCUUUGAAACGUCUAGUGUCCGGCUCAUGAACCGCCGUGUCGCUGACAUACCAUUUGACGGUAAUCAAGUAUUUGAUGCUCGGUAUUUUGUCUCGUUUCGAUGUAAGCUUGUUGCUCAACGUCAGUUUUUUAUAAAGUAAGAUGUAUUACCAAAAUAACUAUAAUGCCAAAGGACGAUUCGCGAUGCCAAAAAUAUUACUUAUUUUUAAUAUUUCAUAUUAUUAUAUUUAAUUAUUAAUUAAUUACGUUAUCCCAAAGGCCAGUACCUGUAGCAUAAUACUCAUUUAAUGUUGUUAUAUUAUUUUAUACAAUGGCUUGAUAUUUUCGAGAUGUCAGUUUUGAUGGAAGAUUUAUUUAUAUGAUAACGAAUAUUGUCAUAUAUCUCUUGUGCCAAUUCACGAACAGCAAACAACGAAAUGUUUAUUAUAUUUGACCAAUUUCGCAUUCACAGUGUUAUACUGGAAAAUAUUCUUACUGAA
Molecule: messenger RNA, 3351 nt
Organism: Diatraea saccharalis (sugarcane borer)
Lineage: Eukaryota; Metazoa; Arthropoda; Insecta; Lepidoptera; Crambidae
Source: the annotation of a GenBank genome assembly